Cyprinodon tularosa is the source of this 812-nucleotide messenger RNA. RefSeq lists its product as uncharacterized. NCBI's taxonomy places the organism in Eukaryota, Metazoa, Chordata, Actinopteri, Cyprinodontiformes, Cyprinodontidae. The transcript is spliced from 4 exons. The coding region runs from base 174 to 701 and encodes 175 amino acids. The record is from RefSeq and is a predicted model, not a curated record.
GUGAUUUGUAAAACCGUCUGAAAAGGAGAUGUGAUCUUUAUUCGUUCUGUUCCUCAUAUGAGUGUGCCUGUGUGUUUAAGUGAAGGCGCGCUGCUCAGGGCCGCAUCCUCAGCAUCUCAUUCAGUGCGUCCUGCUGCAGCAUCAGCACCAGACCAUAGGACAGUGGAGGUGUGAUGAUGGAGCUGCAUCUGCUGGUCGCGGUUUGCCUCCUAUUUGGCAGAAUAAUCAUCACCCAUCAAACUCACAUGAGCUCAGUGUACACAUAUCUGUUCACGCCACAAGGGCCCCAGAUGUUUACAUGUUUGACGUAUCUUGAACGUAAUGUCCGGGUGGACUGCGAGUUCCUGGCCUCUGAUCUGGUUCCUGGCCCCUACUGUGAAUAUCGCCAAGACAGCCGUCUGGUUGGCUCCACCUACCCCAACGCCGUCGUCUACGUGUCCACAGAGGACCGCAGGAGGAGCAACGUCAGCCUGGUGGCCCCAAACCUGUGCCGUCUGACCUGGGCCCCCAUGGCUGACGAGAAGCCCUACACCUACAGCUGCAGAGUCUACCAGGGCAACAGCUGGAAGGAGAACAGCAUGGCUGUUCAUCACCGGCAUCUCCUAAUCUGUUCUGCAAUCAGUUUAAUGUAUAAAUCAGCGGCGUGGAUUUUGUCACUGGUGAUGUCACUUCCUGUAGCUGUGGGUCUGCUAAAUCCAUGAGUUUCAGAGGAGAACAACUCAAUGGACACUCCAGAAUUUAUUGGAUGCCUCAGAGCGGAAGGCUUUUAUUUAUCUUGUGUAAAUUAGAAAAAAUAAAAGUAAAUGUAUUCA